Pseudomyrmex gracilis is the source of this 2394-nucleotide messenger RNA. RefSeq lists its product as uncharacterized. The coding region runs from base 1440 to 2378 and encodes 312 amino acids. The transcript is spliced from 4 exons. Lineage: Eukaryota; Metazoa; Arthropoda; Insecta; Hymenoptera; Formicidae. The record is from RefSeq and is a predicted model, not a curated record.
UUUUCUUUGUACAAGAUUUUUCGCGCUUUCUAAAAAAUUUGAAGUUUAAAUCUUGAAAACAUAUUUACAGUUUUUUACGUUUAAAUGAUGUAAUAACUAUUGCUCAAUGAUUGCUGCCUGUAAUUGGUAUAUAGUUUUAUAUCAUCAAUAAAUCUAGAAUAGGCCAAUCACAAAACGAUGAUUGAGGGACGGUCUCUGAUUAACUUGAUCGAUUAUAGUUGGAAUUGACAUAUUAAUCGUUUAAUAGAAUUGUCUAAUCACUUGACAAUUAAUCAGUCGACUCUCUAGUUUAAUCAGAGAUGAUAAAAUCGACUCUAAAUUUUUUUAUUUGUUAACGUAAAUGUAAACAUGUUAUUUUCAAUAUGUUUCAACUAGUUUUUUACAAAACAAAAACUUCUACAAAAUUUUUAUUUUAUUCUGUAUUUUCAACUACAAGUUUUUUUUAUUUGCACGAAAAAUCAUCGUAUCUUUGAUGUUCCGGAAAUACUCUGUAUACUUCAACUUUAUAAAAACAAAUUUGCUUAUGAGCUCUAGAAGAUUAAAACAAAGUUUAAAAAAGGGACUAAUAAAAGCCAAUGCUGAUUAGUAUUACGUAUAAAAUUAUAGUUAAACUUUUUUAUACUCUUUCAUAUUCUUGCUCUUUCUAUGUUUGAUAAAAUUCUAAUCUUGUUCUCUAUAGCCAUUAAUUGGAAAAAGAAAGAGAGAGAGCGAGUUUAAUCCCAACUUAUCGAGAACAGAAGGUUCGGCUGUAUAUUAACUCCUGUUUCUAAUUUGUUGUAUUUAAAUUAUGUGUAAUCCAUUUUGCGCCCUUUUUUUAAUAAAUCUCUUCCAACUCUUCCUUUUCUCUAAAAAUAACAUUACAGACUAUAAUUAUUGAUUUAUCUUUAUUUAUUUUCUCUCUCUUUCUCUUUCUCACUCACUCAUUUACUCAUGUUCUCUCUCUGACAGCAAGUGUGAAAUGUUUUUACUGCGAUUAUUAAGAUAAGCUCGUUAUGCAUCUAUAAUUAAAUAAAUAAAAAUAACUAAUGCGUAGGAACUCCUACAGUGUAGGAGUUAAAAGAAUAUGUUACUAGUAAUAAUAUUAAUAAUAUUCUAGAUAUACUAAUUGUAUGUACAUUAGAUGAUGAUAUGUGAGCACACAUACAUACAUACACACACACAUACACACACACACACACAGAAGUGCUUAUAAAGAAUUAAUAACGCCAGAUUUAUGUAAAGAAAAAAAGAGAAGAAAAUAAUGGUCUGCAUUCUCAUCUCAUUUUUGUCGCAAUAAAUGCGUUCGUUUAUUUCUUUACCAAUUUAUGGUACGUGUGAUGUGAACUAAUAACAUAUAGUGGAACAUUUAUCAACAAAAGUGAGAUGAGAAAAUCGGCCGGAAGUCUUUUAUAUUAUAUUUAUGAAAGGUUAUUGUAGCCACAUAAACAUUUAAUAAAGAAAUGUACGUGUAUCUACCAUUUGGAAAAAUAAGACUAUCGCGUGUUGGCUUUGGAAAUGCAUUUAUUUUAUUGCAGUCAGUUCGACGCAAAGGAACUACAUUUAUACUCGAAAUAACUUAUGAGAAUAUUGUUAUGGCGACAAAUGUCACUUCAAUUUGUGAAAUCACACGAAUUCUUGAGAAAACCGUAAGCAUUCUCAAAACCGAAAGUUUCAACGUCACUCUUAAAUUUCGUGACAAACUCGAGUGGUUUGGUAAACUGUCGUGCACGGUAACAGAUAAACUCCAAUCAUUAUUGUAUUUAUCUAAAAGUUAUACUUGCAAUAAUGACCUCAAACAAUUUAUAAAUGAGAUUGACAUUUUGUGGACUUCUGUCAAAAAGCAGGUCUGUAGAAGAUAUUCCAAGAUUCAAAUGAGUAGUCGUGUACAAUCAGGAGUACCCUUAUCGUUGCUUCUCGAUAAAAUAAAGAAAGAAAAGUCUUUAAUAAGAGAGUCAUUGCACAUUUAUGAAAGCAAAUAUGUUGCAGACAACUGUGAGCAACUUGCUAGAUGUUAUACUUUGCUAAAUGAAAUAGAGAAUCUAUUGACCAAUCUAGAACGAUGUGAUGACGAGUUACAACAUUAUUUAGCUAUAUCAAAGUUGAUUCCAUUUCUUAUGAAGUUAGAAUCUACCAUAGACACAUAUGUUUCUACUAUCACACUGUUACCAAUUAACAAAUCCAAUCGUUCAGAAUUGGAUGUUCUCAUAAAUGUGGCAAAACUUCUCACUGGUGAAUUAUUGGGCAGUGAAUUUGUAGAUCCACAUCGCGUACUAACGGACAAUGCACCGAAAAAACCAGUAUUUAUCAUUAAAACCAAACCCAAAAUAGGAAGAUAUUUCACUGACACCAACCAUGGAAACGGCAUAGAAGAUGUGCAAAAUCACAUGUCUCGCGUUUAAGUGAGUAAUGUAAAAA